AUGGGUUCCAACGACGUCGGCGGCUGGAGACGGCUGAAUGUAGGUGUCAUUGGAGGAGGUAUCGGAGGCCUUUCUGUCGCCAUUGCACUGCGUCGGUCAGGUCACGACGUCACGAUUUACGAGAAACACGAUUUUGCGGGAGAAGUUGGCGCUUCAGUAUCAUGCGCGGCGAACGGAACGAGAUGGCUGCAUGAGUGGGGAGUCGAUGUAGCGAAAGGCGACCCAGUGGUCCUGAAAAAGCUCAUCAACCGGGAUUGGAAGACUGGCGAGCCUGUUAGUGUGUACGAUUUGGAUGAUUACGAGAAGAGGUGGGGAUAUGUUUACAACAUGUUCCAUCGUCAGUACAUGCAUUCUAUGCUCAAGGACUGCGCACUGCAAGAGGAGGGAGAGGGAACGCCAGCGAAGUUAUUAGUGAAUCAUUCUUGCCAAGAAAUUAACCUAGCAUCAGGCACCAUCACGUUCAAGAAUGGCGUCAAAGUCACCCACGACCUGAUCGUCGGCGCAGAUGGUAUCGGCUCGGUAGUCAGAGGUGUUCUUGGGAUUACACCAAGCAAGACGCCAUCCGAUCAGAGUUGCCUUCACGCAAACGUCAUGACUGAGAAAGCUGUUGCCUUAGGACUAGUAGACUACUCCCAGAACGAAGCUCUCGAGUACUGGGGUGGCCAGGAAGGAAAAUGGGACAAAAUUGUGCUAUCUCCUUGUAACGGCGGCAAGCUUCUGUCAUACUACUGCUUCUUCCCUCGCGAGAAGGGUGACUAUGUCAACCAGAGUUGGGGAAGUGAAGAUCGCCCAAUCGAGGAGCUCCUUGCUCCGUAUCCGGAGCUGGAUGCUCAGGUGAAGGCCCAUCUUGCUAUUGGUAUCGAGGUCCAGCCCUGGAGGCUGUGGAUGCACAAGCCAUACCCAUACCUCGCCAAGAAUAUGGUGUGUCUUUUGGGUGAUGCUGGCCAUCCUAUGAUGCCUCAUCAAAGUCAAGGAGCUUGCAUGGCAAUCGAAGAUGCCGGAGCGCUUGGUGUCCUUUUCAGCAAGAAGUAUUUCCGUGGAGACAUUGACGAGAGUCUCUCCGUCUACAACGCUAUCAGAUUACCACGUGUCACCCGGGUUCAAUCUGCCGCUGCUCGUGCUGCUUAUAACAUCAAUGAGCGAAUUGGGUUUUCGGCGAACAAAGAAAUUGCGACUUACAAAGUUGAGGAUGAGAAGGCGAAGCUUACAAUCGAAGAGAUGAAUGCGUAUGAUAUUCCGAUGGAUAUCGAGGAGCAGCUUGCGUUGAAGCGUGGUGAAGAGUUCCGUGCCAAGUUCAUUAAGGGUCUACCGAUCGGGCUAGAGUUGCCGAAUGGAAUUGUAAUUGGAAAGUAA
This is a messenger RNA of Cadophora gregata, 1353 nucleotides long. RefSeq lists its product as uncharacterized. Bases 1 to 1353 code for a protein of 450 amino acids. The transcript is spliced from 6 exons. NCBI's taxonomy places the organism in Eukaryota, Fungi, Ascomycota, Leotiomycetes, Helotiales, Ploettnerulaceae. The record is from RefSeq and is a predicted model, not a curated record. Gene Ontology annotation, molecular function: FAD binding; monooxygenase activity.